AUGGCCACGAGAAUCGCAUACGCCUUUAUCCUUCUUAUCAACUCGAUCGUUUCGUGGAUUAUGCUCACACCAUGGGCGCUGAAGAAGUUGCAACACCUCACACUGGACUAUAUGGAGAUAAAAUGUGACGGGAAGGAAUGCUACGGCUGGGUUGCGGUUCAUCGGAUCAACUUCGGUCUUGGGCUGUUCCAUCUGGUCCUAGCCGUGUUCUUGCUCGGUGUAAGGUCGUCGAAGGACAACCGAGCGGCUCUGCAGAAUGGCUUCUGGGGCCCGAAGAUUGUGCUCUGGUUGCUAUUUGUGGUCAUGUCAUUUUUCAUUCCCGAAUCGUUCUUCUUCGUCUAUGGACACUAUAUUGCGUUCUUCUGCGCUAUGCUCUUCUUGCUCCUGGGUCUCAUUCUUCUUGUCGACCUGGCGCACACAUGGGCGGAGCUGUGCUUGCAGAAGAUUGAAGAGAAUGAUUCGAGGACGUGGAGGGGGCUGCUUAUUGGCUCAACGUUGGGCAUGUUCAUUGCAUCUAUUGCGAUGACGAUCUUGAUUGGAUGUUCCAUGAACCAGGCUGCUAUAUCGAUCAACUUGGUUGUUUUCUUGAUAAUUUCGUUCAUCUCGGUGCAGCCUGCAGUCCAGGAAAACAACCCACGUGCCGGAUUGGCUCAAGCUGCCAUGGUGACGGCUUACUGUACUUACCUGACAUUGUCGGCUGUCUCAAUGGAACCCGAUGAUCGUCAAUGCAACCCCUUGAUCCGCGCUCGUGGCACUCGGACCGCCACUAUCGUUCUCGGUGCUAUUGUCACUAUGGCCACCAUCGCUUACACCACCACCCGAGCCGCCACCCAAGGCUUUGCCCUGGGCUCCAAAGGCCAUAUCGAGCUUGGCGCUGACGACAACGAGCAUGGCCUUGUCACCCAGCAACCCUCCAUCCGCCGCGAGAUGCGCGCUGAGGCUCUCCGCGCAGCAGUCGCUAGCGGCAGUCUCCCAGCCAGCGCUCUAGACGAAAGCGAUGAUGAGGAUGAAUACGACGUGAAAGAUGACGAGAAGGGAUCUACUCAGUACAACUACUCUCUUUUCCACAUCAUUUUCUUCCUGGCCACGACCUGGGUCGCAACCCUCUUGACACAGAACCUAGACCCGGAAUCUGUUGACGAUUUUGCCCCAGUAGGCCGGACCUACUGGGCUAGUUGGGUGAAGAUUAUCAGCGCCUGGGUAUGCUACGCUAUAUACCUGUGGACCCUGGUCGCCCCGAUCCUUCUCCCCGACCGGUUUGAUAUGUACUAG
Messenger RNA from Aspergillus mulundensis, 1272 nucleotides. RefSeq names its product serine incorporator domain-containing protein. Gene Ontology annotation, cellular component: membrane. The record is from RefSeq and is a predicted model, not a curated record. The transcript is spliced from 3 exons. NCBI's taxonomy places the organism in Eukaryota, Fungi, Ascomycota, Eurotiomycetes, Eurotiales, Aspergillaceae. Bases 1 to 1272 code for a protein of 423 amino acids.